Molecule: messenger RNA, 4954 nt
Organism: Amphibalanus amphitrite
Lineage: Eukaryota; Metazoa; Arthropoda; Thecostraca; Balanomorpha; Balanidae
Product: streptococcal hemagglutinin-like
Exons: 6
Coding region: 179-4420 (1413 amino acids)
Biological process (GO): spliceosomal snRNP assembly
Cellular component (GO): Cajal body
Molecular function (GO): U2 snRNA binding; U1 snRNA binding
Source: RefSeq, a predicted model, not a curated record
GGCGCACUGUCGGCGUUCAAGCGCAGGACACAAUUUUUGAUUGGACGCCGCGAGACAUAAGAUUUUUGGAUGAGUUUAUGAAGAAUUUAACAUUUGUGCACUUACUUCUGUCAAAGAAUACAACCUAAUAAUUGAAGAUUUGUAGUUUGUGGAGACAGUUAAUGCCAGGCACUGUGAAAUGGCGGCAGCUUUUUAUAGCAGACGCGGUUUUCGUGUGAGGCUGAUCUUGGAAGAAUAUGAUGAUCACAGGAAGAAAUGCUACUUUUUCAUCAAUGUAAUACGACAGAAAUUUGUGAGAAAUGUCAUGCAGAGAAUUUGGUACCUAUUUUACAAGGAAAAGUGCUCGAGUCAUGACGAUAUUUUUCUUGAGAUUGAUGGCUUCUUUCUGCCACCCGGAGAAAGCACAUUAGUUCUGAAAGAAAAUGAUAUUAUAAGUGUCCGGGUGCGGCCCGGGCCGGCCACCAGCGCCCUCACCCCGUCCGCGAGCGCGGUCCGCUCGAUCGUGGCGCCUCUGACGGCCAGUCCGGUAACCCUGGUGGAGUCGGUGGCCCACGUGCUGCGCCGUCUCCAGAACGGAGGGGGCCCCGAAGACUCUGAGCGGCUGGAGCGGGACCGACUCGUCAAGGUGGCGGAGAUGAUGGCUGCUGAGUCGGGAAGCACUGACGAGAGUACUGACGAGGAUGACGUGCGCGACCUGGCGAGCCAGCUGACGUCACGGAAAGAGGUGGUGCGCCUGUCGCAGAAGAUGGUCGAUCAGGCCACGCCACCUCCACCGUGUGCGGCGAAAAAGCACAACCUGGACUCUGAACACCUGACGCUGACCGAGGUCAGCCGGGAACUGCGGCGUAGGUACGACGCCGCCAAUGAUCUGCUGUCUACCUCCACCUCAGCGGGCGUGGGUACCACUCCUGACGGCACUAGCACCACUCCUGGCACCAGCGCCACGUCUGCCAGCACCACUGCCACUCCCAGUGGUGUAGGCGCUGCUGCUGCAACGAAACCAGCGAUGUCCAAAUCGACAUCAGAUUUGCCAGAGGCGAUGCUGAAGCCGGUCAAACAGCUGGAGGCCUCGGUCAAAACUUCUGAAAUGCGCACAGAAGCGCCAAGUGGUUCAAAGGUGAACAGGUCGGCGACAGCGGAGCCGCGGGCUGUGCGGGAACCAACGGGGGAGAGGCAUGGCGUGAAGGGGUCUAGGGAAGUGGAGAGACUUACUCGCAGAUCAACUAAGGGUGUCGAGGAGACGGAUGAUGAGACUGCUAAAUUUGGUGGCGCCGGUGUGAAAGGAACUGCAGGGACGAAGCCUAAGAUACGGAAAGUCAUGUUAAGGGAAGGAAAGGUAGUGGUCGUUGAUGAGGUGGAUUAUGAGCAGUUCAUUGAUCCUGAGAAUGAAGAAAAAGAGACACAUGACAAACCUGCUAGAGUACCUUUGCCUACACACAUUGUACCUCUACCAUCAAGGAACGCCGAACGGUCGUCAGAGCAAUCUGGACGGGUGAGUGAAGUCAGCAGCGCCCGGGUUGGUCCGGGCCCGAAUGUGGCAAAAAUGAGACCAAAGAUAAUCGUAGUCUGCCGAAAAGGUGCUAGAAGUCAGGCUGAAGUCAAAGCAGGUGCUGAUGAAAAGACAGUAUCCCCUGCAGCUGGUGCGUCAGUGGAUACUGAGCGUCCUAAUGCAUCAGAGUGGGACGUGCGAACAUCCCCGGAAGAACAAGAAGCAGUAACCACAGUCAAGGGUGGUACUUUAUCAUCAGAGAAUGGUAACGAAUGUGAGGACUCGAAAAUUGGGUCAAGCGUGGAAACCGUUUGUCGCAAGAACUCGCGCGCACCAGUAGGUGGCGUGAAGCGGGCGCGAUCUUCUAGCCGUGAUUCUUCGGGGGCGUCUUCAGCCUCAGAGGAAGACACUCCAAACAAGUCAACACCUGUCAAGAAGCCAGUCGCUGAUACCAACACCACCACUACUAACACCAGCGAAGGGGCAUCGACAGAAAAGAAGAAAAGGACGCGGACCCGACGUCGUCGUGGUCGGAAGCGCCGAACCCCUGAAGCACCCCCUGAACUUCCUCCUCCGCCACCUCAGCCGCAGCUGCAGUCCCGUGGAGCCGACUACGCUCAGAGACAUGGCCUUCCUCGCGGUGAAAUCGACCGCUACAAGCGCGCUGCCUCAGUGUCCAUUGGUUGGCAGACGAGACCGAAGAACCGGCGGGUGGUGUUCGAUGAUGAUGGGAACCCGGUGCCAUACGGCGCUGAGCCUUCACCUCAGGCGGGGACAGAGUCUGCUGGAAGAGAGUGGCGUGCCACAGCAGUGACGACGCAGGGCAACGGACAGUGGGCCUGGUCUCAGGGUCGUAAUCAGGAGCUACGGACGGAUGGAGACGACCCUGCGGCACGUUGCGAGUCUCUCCAACCUGCGGACAGACCGAUGAACCUCGACAGUUCGCAACCAGACGAUCGCUCUGACAAUGUCUCAAAGCCAGUGUCUGAUUCUGCAAGACCACCAGAAGUGGUGGAGACCACGAGUGAAGCGCCUCGCAGAGAGUCCGAUCCUGCGCCAUCUUCUGCGUCCGACAGCCGACUAGAAACACAAGCUAAGUCCACCACCAGUGAGGCUGUCACCAAGUCGGGAUCCACUCAGCCAGCUGAAAAGGCUGAGGAUACGCAAAUGCGAGAACCUUCGAACUUGGCGAGGGACACUCCCUCAAGCUCAUAUGCUGCUCGGGCAGGGCAACCGGCGCUUGGCGGAGGCGGCAGCCGCAGGGGUGGUUCGCUUGGCGCCGGUCUUCUUCCGCGAGCCUUCAUGAGGCCACGCCGCUGCGUUGACCCGCCUCGACGCUCGGAAGUGCUAGGAAAGCCGACUGAGACGACAACCAUGCCGAGAGGAACAUCUGAUGUGCGUAGAGGUGGCUUUUUUCGAUCCAGCGCAUCACCUGCAGGCUCGGAUAGACUGCUGCAGCCCAGUUAUUUGAUAGCAAGUCGUGAAGCAGCAGCUGCUGGUAGAACAGCCCUUCCUGAUACGAAGACAACGUCGAACAGUGAAGAUGGAUGCGCUGCACAGUCUAGUCGUGGGGGCAGUGGCUCAGAUGUCCAUGUAUCAUCGGAUGCUAGCCGUAUCUGUGGUGCUCCGCGUGACCAAAGAGCGAGCACUGAACCAUCCCCGGCUGAUCCGCAGACUCCUGCCUCCAAAGAAAAGUGUUCUUCCGCGCUGGUUGGCGGGACUCCUGUUUCCACUUCCGCUAACCCUGCAGCUGCCGAUGUAACGCCAAUCAUAUCUUCAGCUCCAGCUUCAGCCCCAUCCCUAGCUCCAGUGUCAUCCGUAGGUCGAGCCACGCCGGCUGCUACAUCUUCCCCUGCUCCUCCUUCCCACACUACAGUGGUACUGGACGGCCGCGGCCGGCCGGCCGAAGGCAGCGCUGGCCGUGACCUGCGCCACUUGGCUACCAGUACCGAACGACGUCCCCUGGUCGUGGUGAGGCAGGACCGACCACUUCCCGGCCGGACUCCGUACAGAGAAGUGACGAAACAUGAGAGUCGGACGUCGCGUAAGGAGACGGGCGACGUUGUGCAACGCAAGAAGCCAGACGCGAAUAUAAGCCUGAGAUCGGUACCCAGCAGCAAAAACUCCAAAGAGUCUGGUGGGCAGGGAAAGAAGAAGUGUGAUCGGGAUGAUCGUGGAGGAAGCGGACGUCGUGAGGAUGGUGCAGCUGCAGCACCGGACAGCGACGGUGAUGUAGAGGAUGACACCACGGAUGCCACUGGUUCGCCGUCAGGAGACGUGUACCGCAACGUGUCCGUGAUCCUGCCGGGACCACCCCUGGAGCAGCUGUCUCCUCGUGCUGACGAUUCUGGAGAGUCCGAAGAGGUAUCUGUAUACUCUGAUGACUCGGAGGAAGACGCUGACGAUGCGAAGGAUUCUGAAGAUGAGGGAGAUUCUGUGGAGGAGCUUCCAGACGCAUCCAAUGUGCAGCGCGGAAAUGCCUCGGUGGAUAGCAUCACCAACUGCAACGUGGUCAACGCCGUGGGUCAGAAUCGCCGUCUGGAGAAACAGCGAGCGCGCGGCCUGCCACCUGGUGGCGGCAAGGAGAACCGCGCCCCGGCAGAUGGCGUCAAGGAUGAACGGUUCUACGCGCAGUUCCCGCUGAUGAAGGAGGUCGCCCACAAGGGUGACCUGAUCGCCUUCAAGUGCUGGGAUAUGGCGGCUGACUACUCGCCGUUCGUCAGCGAGUACCGCGAGGCCACGGUGAUGGAGACGGGCGACGGAGGCCGCGUGACGCUGCAGCUGCUUGAAUACCGGCCCCGCGGCCGGCGGCGGGGACGGUUUGAGAUAACUUCUCCCGAUGAUGACGAGGUGGUGGAUCUCGAGGAGGAGUCGGGUAUCGAGGAGCGCUGCUGGUCGGAGCUCAUCCAACCGCGACUGCUGCACCCGUGAGACGCGGCCGCUUCGUGGAGGAGAGGCUGUCCUGUGGCAGUGGUUGGCAGUGUGUCCCGGACAGGCUGUGGUAUCGGUGGUAUCAAGAACAUCAUCUAACUUAUGGCUAGCUUCUCAUCCUAACUGCUGGCUCUGCUAUUGGAAGGGUGAUUUGGCUUUGCCCCGCCAUUCGUCAUUGGUGGGUUGAACCAUUCUUGUUCUGUUCUGUAGAAGCAGCCACGUUUCAUUUGGACCACAACAGAACAUUUCAAAUAGACCGCCUGCACAUGGUAAGCGGGUUUGGAAGAUUUUCGCAUUUUGUAUGUAUAUCUUGAUGCCAUACCUGUGUUACAUUUCUGAUGUUUCGUGAAUGUUUGUUUGGCUUAUUAGGUCCCACAUCAUCAUUAUGUACCGGUUUGUUUUGUGAUGAUACCACACGAUUUCUGAUGAGUGGCUUAGCUAAUGAAGACUUGACGUGUUGACAUUUCGAUCUUUGGCGGGGCUCGGAUGUUUAUGCAUUCCCUGAGGCAAAUUUAUGAUAAAAUUGGAACAGUG